Molecule: messenger RNA, 837 nt
Organism: Beauveria bassiana ARSEF 2860
Lineage: Eukaryota; Fungi; Ascomycota; Sordariomycetes; Hypocreales; Cordycipitaceae
Product: cytochrome c1 heme lyase
Exons: 2
Coding region: 1-837 (278 amino acids)
Biological process (GO): cytochrome c-heme linkage
Cellular component (GO): mitochondrion
Molecular function (GO): holocytochrome-c synthase activity
Source: RefSeq, a predicted model, not a curated record
AUGGCUGCCGACGCCUGUCCAGUCGACCACAAAAGCCGCGAGGCCUGGCUCGAGCAAGCCCGAGCCGUCGAAGCCUCCAAAGCUGCCGCCGCCGCCGCCUCCCCCUCUACGAAGCAGUGCCCCGUCGACCACACCGCACAAGCACCCUCAUCACAAUCACCAUCAUGGAGCUCGCGUCUCACCUCCCUCCUCUGGUCGUCGUCGUCGCCGCCAACAGCCGCGUCCGAAGCUCCCGCGCAACAGCGUUCCCCCCAUGCCGGCCUCGACACCGAUCGCGUCAUCUCCACCAUCCCGCGCUCAGCCGGCGACCCCUCGGCCUGUCCCGUCGAGCAUGGCGCAUCAGCCAACCCUGCCAAUAACGAGGUCGAGUCGGGCGCCGACGCCGCGUCGGGAAACUGGGUGUACCCCUCGGAGAAGAUGUUCUUUGACGCCAUGAAGCGCAAGGGCUACGACGCGCGCGUCGCGGACAUGAAGACGGUGGUGCCCAUUCACAACGCCGUCAACGAGCGCGCCUGGAAGGAAAUACGAGAAUGGGAGGCUCCGUACCUUGCCAAGUCGCAGUGUGGCGGACCAAAGCUCGAGUCGUUUGCAAACAAAAUGGACCGCAUGACGCCUACCGCGCGCCUCAACACCAUCCUGGGAUUCACAGCCCCGUUUGACCGCCACGACUGGGUCAUUGACCGCUGCGGCACAAAGGUGGAAUAUGUGAUUGACUUUUACGCCGGUCGCCCUGGCGGCUCGACGGCCGGCCCCAGCUUCUACCUCGACGUGCGGCCAAAGCUCAACACCUGGGAAGGGAUUAGGAUGCGUGCCAUGCGCUGGGCGCAUUUAGCCUGA